This is a messenger RNA of Phacochoerus africanus (Common warthog), 437 nucleotides long. It is a transcript of the gene DEFB1, whose product is annotated as defensin beta 1. Lineage: Eukaryota; Metazoa; Chordata; Mammalia; Artiodactyla; Suidae. Gene Ontology annotation, biological process: defense response to Gram-negative bacterium; innate immune response in mucosa; defense response to Gram-positive bacterium. The transcript has 2 exons. Bases 130 to 339 code for a protein of 69 amino acids. The record is from RefSeq and is a predicted model, not a curated record. Gene Ontology annotation, molecular function: CCR6 chemokine receptor binding. Gene Ontology annotation, cellular component: extracellular region.
UGGUCUGUGUGGUUGUGCAACCCUCUAGCCCUAUAAAUACGGUGACACUCCAGCCUCUGGAAGCCUCUGGCAGCUCAGCUUCCGAGAGCCUCUCCUUCCCUGGGCAUCCGGCCACCACCUGCCACCGCCAUGAGGGCCCUCUGCUUGCUGCUGCUGACUGUCUGCCUCCUCUCUUCCCAGCUGGCUGCAGGUAUUAACCUGCUUACGGGUCUUGGCCAGAGGUCCGACCACUACAUAUGUGCCAAGAAAGGGGGGACCUGCAACUUCUCCCCCUGCCCGCUCUUCAACAGGAUUGAAGGGACCUGUUACAGUGGCAAGGCCAAGUGCUGCAUCCGCUGACCCUGAGCCAGAAGCCACAGCAGAGGGGACACACAGGCCAAGUGAAGUAUUUGCAACUGUUGUUUUAAUAAAAGAAGUUUUUUUUUGAAGCAAACCUC